This is a messenger RNA of Cryphonectria parasitica EP155, 1299 nucleotides long. RefSeq lists its product as uncharacterized. Gene Ontology annotation, cellular component: nucleus. The record is from RefSeq and is a predicted model, not a curated record. The transcript has 6 exons. Bases 1 to 1299 code for a protein of 432 amino acids. Lineage: Eukaryota; Fungi; Ascomycota; Sordariomycetes; Diaporthales; Cryphonectriaceae. Gene Ontology annotation, molecular function: metal ion binding.
AUGUCUGAUGAGGACCAGAAAUUGAUGGAGCAGAUCAGCCUCCUAGCAGGCCAGAUCAAUCGUGCCAAGAACCAGCAAGCUGGUCCUGUCUCCGCUCCAGCACCGCAAAACCAUGGUCCCUCCCGCGUAUAUGGCAGGGGCGGCUAUUAUCAUGGCCACCACCCCUACUCUCCCCGCGGAGGAUAUCGAGUCGGCAAGCCUCCAGUUCAUCGUAACCGAACACUUGUUCUCAACGGCGCUUCGGGUCCAAAGACCACCAGCAGCGAUGCAAGCUCAGCCUCCGAUGCCGCGUCGCCUUCCUGGGUCACCAAGACUGAUCGACACAUGCAAUUGAUCAACUCCAACAUCUAUCAGGAACAGACCGAGGCCCGCGCUAAGGCCAUCGAGCAGACCCGCCUGCAGAAACUGCGGCGGAAGGAGAAUAUGGAGCGGUCGCAGAUCAUGAGCCACCUCAGGCGGACUGCCAACCCCUCUGUCGUCUCUGCUAACUCUACCACAGCCCCGCUUUACGAGAUUACCGUUGAUGGCAUCAAAUUUUCCGUCGUUAUGAAUGGCAGUAAACUCGUCAAACUUCCCGGAGACUCGAAUGUCCCGAAAGCCACCCCAAAGGUUGCCAUCGUCGGAGGCGUCAAGUUCUACCGCACCAAAAAUGGGAAUAUGUACCGACAGGCGGUUGUCAAGGCCCAGCGUCGAUCCGGCGCCGUAAACAAGGUCAACGUUCCUUGCAAGAACUUCUCAACCACCGGAUCCUGCCCCAAGGGGCCUAUGUGCCGCUACAUACAUGACCAUUCCAAGGUCGCUGCCUGCAAGGAGUACCUACAGAAGGGUGCUUGUGUCUACGGAGACCAGUGUGAUUUGUCGCACGAACUAAAUGCCGAGCGCACUCCCCAUUGUGUGCACUAUGCCAAGGGCAACUGUUCCAAGCCCGAUUGUCCGUAUACUCACCGCGUACUGCCUCCAGGUGCUCUGGUCUGUCGCGACUUUGGCUUCUAUGGCUACUGCGACAAGGGCAUCAGCUGUCCCAAUCGCCACUCCUUCGAGUGUCCCGAUUUCAGCAACGACGGUGUCUGUAAGGCUAAAGGCUGUAAGCUUCCCCACCGCGAGAGGGCAAGCGUCCUUCGCAAGGCCAGUGCUGCUCGUCAGCAGGCCGCCGAUCAGGGUGAUGAUGGCGAUGAUCCAUCUAGUGACGACGAUGGCGAUUCGGUCGGCUCUGAUGAGGUGGACUCUGACGAGGUCGAUGAGUUCGUCGGAGAAGAUGGCUCUGUGGAUUUCGAGCAGCAGGAUUUCAUCAGCUUGUAG